Molecule: messenger RNA, 1989 nt
Organism: Zingiber officinale
Lineage: Eukaryota; Viridiplantae; Streptophyta; Magnoliopsida; Zingiberales; Zingiberaceae
Product: TOM1-like protein 3
Exons: 10
Coding region: 250-1800 (516 amino acids)
Biological process (GO): protein transport to vacuole involved in ubiquitin-dependent protein catabolic process via the multivesicular body sorting pathway
Molecular function (GO): ubiquitin binding; phosphatidylinositol binding
Source: RefSeq, a predicted model, not a curated record
GAGAGAACACGCGGAAAGAGGUGAAAGUCCGUGCUCACUAUUUGUUUUUUCCUUCUAUUCAAUCUCGCGACUUCGUGUUCUUGUUCCCCUCCCCUCAUAAUAUUAUAUUAAUGUCGGCGUCCAUGACGAGCUAAAUCCACCUCUCUUUCUCUUCUUAAUUUCUUCCAUAUAAGAAUUCCUCAGAUAGCAAGGAAAAGCUUCCCCUUGUCUCUCUCUACGGCCCAAAGGACUGUUGCAGGUACGGUUGCGAUGACUAUGGCUGCGGCCUGUGCGGAGCGAGCGACGAGCGACAUGUUGAUCGGCCCGGAUUGGGCGAUCAAUUUAGAGUUGUGCGACAUUCUCAAUAUGGAUCCUGGACAAACAAAGGAUGCAUUGAAGGUACUUAAGAAAAAUCUUGGAAGCAAAAGCCCAAAUGUUCAACUUCUGACACUUUCGGUGCUGGAAACUCUAAGUAAAAAUUGUGGAGACACUGUUCACCAACAAAUUGUUGAGCGGGAUAUUUUGCAUGAAAUGGUUAAAAUUGUAAAGAAAAAACCAGCUUUAAAUGUAAGAGAGAAGAUAUUAGUCUUGAUAGAUACCUGGCAGGAUGCUUUUGGAGGGGCAGGAGGAAGAUAUCCUCAAUAUCAUGCUGCAUACCAAGAACUUAGGGCAGCUGGAGUUGAAUUUCCACCCCGUACAGAAAAUGCUGUGCCAUUGUUCACCCCUCCUCAGACACACCCUAUAGCCCAUCAACCAGCUACAUCAGUAUAUGAAAAUGCUGCUUUAGAAGCUUCACUUCAGUCUGAAAUUUCUGCUCUCAGUUUGCAAGACAUUCAGAAUGCUCGAGGAAUAGCAGAUGUUUUAUCUGAAGUGCUCAAUGCAUUGGAUCCUAAGAACCAAGAGGACAUAAAGCAAGAAGUUGUUGUUGACCUUGUUGAGCAAUGCAAGUCAUAUAAAAAGCGAGCCAUGGUUCUUGUGAAUAGUACUGGGGAUGAAGAACUCCUUUGUCAAGGUCUAGCACUUAACGACGAACUUGAGCGUGUACUUGAACGACAUGAUGAUAUCAUCAAGGGAACUACUCGCAGUGGUGUACCUUCAGUUGCUGCAUCUUUGCCUAUUAUUAAUGUAAAUCAUGAGGAUGAUGAAUCGGAGGAUGAUUUCUCUCAGUUGUCUCUCAGGACUUCAAGGGACAGUGCUACUGGGAAUGGUAGAAAAGUUUCUAGUGCCAAAUCACCAAGCCCUCUUCUCCCCCCACCUCCUCCUUCAAGGCCAAUUGGCACAGAGUUAAGCAAGGUAGACUAUCUGAGUGGUGAUGCCUACAGAUCAGAACAAUCAUUUGAUGCUCCUGUUAACACACUGCAACACACUCUUUCCCCACCUCCAUCCAAAUCUUCUGAUCCAGCUCCAUUUCUGGAGUCUUCUAACUUGCCCAGAUAUGAUGAGCCUAUUCAAGCAGAGAGAUCCAAUGUUGAACUGCCGAAGGCUUCUUGGGAAUCCCAGACUCUUGGUUCACUGCCACCCCAGGUGCUGGAUUACAGCCAAAGAGAGCAGAUUUUUGAGCUUCAGAAGCAUGGUUCAUCUAGUGGAGAUGCCAUAUCUCCUUACAAUGCACCUCUAAUGCAAUAUCAGAACUCAUCUUUUAGUCACGAUACUUCAAGUUUGGAUCAACAUCAUAACCAACAAAGCUUCAGAAGCCAGGAUGUGGCACCUGCAGCCAGACAAACCAAGCCAGAGGACGCUCUCUUCAAAGACUUGGUCGACUUUGCAAAGGCCAAAUCAUCUUCAUCACCCAAUGCACCCAACACUAGUGGAACUCGCUGAUCAGUGACAAGCCAUUCAUUUCGUCGUGCUUAGUGAAAUAAAGGGGAUUUUAUUCUCAGUUUGGUUUUGUUCAAGUUGUUUGCUCUAUGGUGUAUAUGAACGAGGUGGAUUGCAUUUUCUCUGGUCAUUCUUCUUUUGUAAUCUAUGGCUUCAUUACAUCAAAUGUUUUAUAAAAUUUAAUUUGUGCUA